AUGGAUGUGCCGAUUUCUAGGAACGACACGAAGACCAACCCGGACCUGCUGUUUCUUGUAUCCAAAUGCACGGUCCUGGUCCUCACUCUUGUCCUGGGCUUACCCGGGAAUGUGUGGGUGUGUUGGGUCGUGUUCCGAACCAAGAGUCUGCGGACGAGUAAUAACAUGCUGCUGGUCAGCUUGGCCACCAGCGACCUGCUGAAGUGCUCCGUCGACACGCCACUCCUGCUCGCCUCCUUCCUGCGAGCCGGGGGUGGCGAGCGCCUGCCGCUGUCCGUGUGCGCAUCGCAGCAGUUCACCUGGGUCUUGUGCAGCUGCGUACAGGUGCUGACACUGGCCAGCAUCAGCGUGGAGCGCUACCAGGCCAUCGCGUUUCCUUUCCAAACGCAGCAGAGGAGAGCGCGGGUUCGAAUCUGGAUCGUCUUCAUAUGGCUUUGCGGCCUCGCAUUGGCUGCACUUUCCCUGACACUCUCCAAACAAUCCCUCUUCUACACGCUGUGCCUGACAACCACUUCUCACGUAGGCGCUCACCCCCGCUCUUCGGAUCCGUUCGGACCUUUCGUUUUGGUGCCCAUGUGGGGCUUGUCUCUGACCGUCAUCGUCAUUCACUACGGACGAAUCAUCGCGAUUGUGAGGAAGCACCGAAAUAAGGUGUUCAGUCGCGGUAUUCGGGUAAUGCCCACGGUGUCCGAGCACGUCUGGAGGUGGAUGGGUGACCCGGCUUCAGCACUGCGGACAGCGCCGCCCGGCUGCCCCAAGCCGCCGGCCCCACGCCGGCCGCUGCGCUCAGUGUCAGGUGAGCCCAGCUCUGGCUAUUUCGGCGGGAGAGUCCACAGGACGCCUCCGGAGAUCGUGGGAGCAGUGUGUCUACUGACGCCUGGAGCCAGAGAGCGGGGGAAGAAGCGGCUUGAGGGCAAACUGGCCAAACGCUUUGGCUACAUUAUCAUCGCCUUCACGCUUUUUUGGCUUCCCAUGGUGGUUAUUUUGCUCAUGAAUCACCUCAUCGCACGGCCGGACAAUGACAGAUUGUUGCUGGAGAUGGAGACCUCGGCGAUGGUGCUCACUUGUGUGCAAGCCGCAGUGGAUCCACUCAUCUACACUUUGGUCACCAGACAGUUUCGCUUUGAACUCACCAAGAUAUUCUCGUCCGUCCGAAGGUUGGCAUCCUGA
Messenger RNA from Syngnathoides biaculeatus (alligator pipefish), 1170 nucleotides. RefSeq names its product beta-1 adrenergic receptor-like. NCBI's taxonomy places the organism in Eukaryota, Metazoa, Chordata, Actinopteri, Syngnathiformes, Syngnathidae. The transcript is spliced from 2 exons. The record is from RefSeq and is a predicted model, not a curated record. Gene Ontology annotation, cellular component: membrane. Gene Ontology annotation, molecular function: G protein-coupled receptor activity. Bases 1 to 1170 code for a protein of 389 amino acids. Gene Ontology annotation, biological process: G protein-coupled receptor signaling pathway.